AUGAAUUUUGUUUUACAGCAGUCAUCGAUGACUGUCAGCUCACCUAAUACGGCAAGCCGGCUGACUGCUGCUGCUGAUGAGCCGUCGAGCAGUCGCGGGCGUAAGCGCAAAACACCAUUGUCAUUACUGAAGAAGAAGAAGGAAGAGACUUCGGAAGAUGAGAAAAGUAGAAUGGAAAUUGACGAGGCGUUCUCUGACCUGGAUUGUGAUUCGUCACUGCUUGACGAAUCACUGUUAUGCUUGGGAAGUGACGAUGAGUUCGAGGAUGAGCGACUGUUAGAUGAGGCGUUUUUGAAAAAAUGUGGUCGAAGAGUCAUGGAAGUGUAUUUCAACGUGAUAAAGGAUUAUGAUGAAAGGAUACGAAAAGAGGAAGCACCCAACUUUAUUAGAAUCGUCAAAAAGCUUCCACUUCGUCGUUAUCACACCUACGAUGACUCAACCCCUACUAGGCUCAAUCUUGAACCGGAUGACUUAAGCGAAUUUAUCACACAUUUCAAGAUUACCGACUGUCGCAAUAUGAAUGCACAGCGAUGUGGUGUUCGUUUUCUACCAGCACUCGAACUUCGACCAAGAACGGCGUAUUGGGUGCACACAGAGUGCAAUAUUAGGGCGGAUGAGGAACACAGACUUUCACAUAUUCCUUUCGUUAGCGAAGACCAUGAUGACAAGCAGCAAUUUUGUGCCGAGCUAAGAAAGUUAUAUGACGAGGGUAUCCAUGGAGCAGAUAGAGGGUGUGACAAGUAUAUCAAUGACUACAUUAUGUUCUAUAUGCUAGAGAUUUUAAAGCAAGACUGGGAGGACCGACCAAACUCAGAGAGAAUAAUGGACCAUAUAUACUAUGCUAUUUUCAAGCUGUUCCCGAAUAAGCUUUCUCAUCGGCAACUCGUUACAGCGAGAGGUGACCUUCGAAAGAGAGGUCCAUACGACGACGAAGUGAAACCGUUCAAGCGUCGCCAAGGAGAAAGGGCUCCUAGACCAAAGCCGUGUGGACCACAUUGUCAUCUCAAUGAUGCACAUAAUGGCAAGCAGGCAAGCGAUUUCACCGUGUCGAAUGGAAUAUCUGAUAAGAAACAAGCAUCAUCCUGCCGAAGCCCGUCAUCCCCUCGCAAUCGAAAUCGCCAGACAAAUGGUUCAAGUGAUGGCGCAUCAUCCAAUGUUUUGAAUGGGCACAUUUCAAAUGGAAAGGUUCCUCCGUUCGCUAACCCAACGUUGAUGAACAUCCUCGUAGCGUUGUUGGCCGGCGAACAGACGUCCACAUGUUUGAUAACAGCUCAAAUGAAUAUGAUAUGCGAAGAUAUUGGGGUACCACCGCGAACAUGCAGCGAGAUUCAUCGUUUAGCUUCUCAGCUAGCUCAAGCGAAUCCCAGCCUCACACCUGAACACAAGAAAGUUUCCGUCAAAGAUAAGCAUAGAUCAUUCCGAUCAUUCACUUGGGCCGAUGGAAAAGGACAGGUCGAGAACAAGGAGCGCAUGGUUCCAUGUUCCCAUCCUGGUCACUGUGAUGGGAACUCUCAGUGUGUUUGUUCGUCGGCUAGCGGAAUCUGCAGCAAAUUCUGUGGGUGCCCUCCGGAUUGCCGAAUGCGGUUCCCUGGAUGUCGAUGUGCACCAGGCAAUUGUCGAACCAAGCAAUGCCAGUGUUACUUUGCGAGGUGGGAAUGCGAUCCAGAUCUGUGCAAAUCGUGCAAAUGCGAUGAUUUAUCUAUGGAUGGCGAGAAAUGCCGAAAUGUUCCUCUUCAGCGUGGCCACCAGAAACUUCUCAAAGUUGGCAUAUCAGGAAUCGCUGGGUGGGGUUGCUUUAUACAAGAAACUGCUGAUAAGGGCGAUCUGAUUGCGGAGUAUACUGGUGAAGUAAUCUCGAAAUGGGAAUCUGAACGACGUGGUCUGAUUUAUGACAAAUUCUGUACCAGUUACAUUUUCGGCAUGAAUAACGACCAGUUCAUCGAUGCCACUCGAGUAGGCAAUCUUAUCCGUUUUGCUAACCAUUCUAACAACAACGCUAAUUGCUCGUCUGAGAUUAAAAUUGUAAAUGGUGAACACCGAAUCGGCGUGUACGCUAGUCGCCAUAUAUUGUUCGGUGAAGAAUUGUUGUUCGACUAUAAUUACGGCCAAACAUGGAACAAAUUCGUACCCAUCGAAAAAAGUAUAAAGGCGCAAGCGAAUCGAAGCACUCCUGACAGUGAUAGUAGUCGAACUUAG
This is a messenger RNA of Ostertagia ostertagi, 2196 nucleotides long. The record is from the annotation of a GenBank genome assembly. Lineage: Eukaryota; Metazoa; Nematoda; Chromadorea; Rhabditida; Trichostrongylidae.